Molecule: messenger RNA, 1107 nt
Organism: Fusarium venenatum
Lineage: Eukaryota; Fungi; Ascomycota; Sordariomycetes; Hypocreales; Nectriaceae
Source: RefSeq, a predicted model, not a curated record
AUGGCGGAAGUAAUCGAGAACAGGGGCGCCGAGCUCAUGGGAGUAAACAUCUCUUUUUACUCUAUAGCUCUAAUAACAUGCCUACUGCGAUGUUAUGUCCGCAGCUUCGUGGUUGAUGCGUUUCGAACAGACGAUUGGCUUAUGGUUCUAUCAACGAUAUUCUUCACUCUAUAUGCCACUUUCUCAACUGUCGGUGUCACAUUCGGUACAGGCCGCCACCACGAUGAUCUCGAGACCGACCAAAUCUCUAACGCUAUGAUGUGUUGGUGGUUCUGUUAUCUCUGGUACUGCCUCGCUAUGAUUACCUGCAAGUUAUCCAUUGGAUACUUUCUACUUCGAGUCGCCACCGAAAAAGUCCAAAAAUGGAUCAUUUAUCUCGCCAUGUUCUCUACUGCCUUGUCCGGCAUCAUCUUUUUCUUUGUCACUGUUUUUCAAUGCCAUCCUAUAUCGUACUUUUGGAACAGGGAACAGGAUGGCACAUGUAUUAACCCCACCGUUGUCAUCGCGCUGGCCGUCCUGUACAGUGUUUUUGCCGUGGGUUCCGACCUUGUAUUCGCGAUUCUCCCAGGCUUCAUCGUUUGGAACCUGCAACUGCACAAGAGAACGAAAUAUUCACUAAUCCCGCUUCUUGCAAUGGGUUGCGUUGCGAGUGCUGCCGUCAUCACCCGCUUCCCGUACUUGCACCUGAUCAGAUCGCCUGAUUUUCUCUGGGACACGACAGAUAUUGCGAUCUGGUCAACAAUCGAGCAAGGCUUGGCAAUCACUGCCAGUAGCAUGGCGACCCUGCGACCUCUGCUCAAGCAAUUUGCGUUCCGUCUCGGCUUGACAAGUAAGCCUGUAUCGGUUGGCCCCUCGGGCUACAAGAACAACUCACGAACUGCUGGCGCUGCAACCCCCAAGGCAUUUUCUGGGCGCGACGCCUACACGUUAUCAUCUGUCAGUCGCAAUGCCCCCGAGAAGAGAGGGACAAAUUUCUUUUCUGGCGACGUUGAAGCCGGCAUCAAGAAGGAGAUAAAGUGGGAGGUCAAGAUAUCAAGAACAGCGGCGAGUGAAAGCCAAGAAGAGCUUCACUCACCCAUGAGUGCCAGACCUAGAAAUGUCAUUUAA